Messenger RNA from Orbilia oligospora ATCC 24927, 2865 nucleotides. RefSeq lists its product as uncharacterized. The coding region runs from base 1 to 2865 and encodes 954 amino acids. NCBI's taxonomy places the organism in Eukaryota, Fungi, Ascomycota, Orbiliomycetes, Orbiliales, Orbiliaceae. The record is from RefSeq and is a predicted model, not a curated record. The transcript is spliced from 6 exons.
AUGAACGAAAUUCCAGAAUGGCAGCUUCUACAGGAUAUUCGGCCUCUUUUCGCCUCGAGCCCAAUUUAUCAGUCUAGCCUCCAAUGGGAGAUCAUAGGCUUAGAAGGCCGUUGCGGAAGCCCUGACGAAACCGAUAAACAUAUGCGGGAUUGGGAAAUUAAAGCUACCAAUGAUUUCAACCUCUUCAAGCAUGAAAUGCGAAGGCUACCGAAAACUGCGCCCCAAGUAGAGCUAUCGUGUGAAGACUUCAAAGACUGCCUCAACCGUCUCCACAAUCUUCUCGAUCUUCUCAGUCAACUUAUCAAAGACUCUAUUUUCGAGCACAAGUUGUCUCGUAUUGAGACUGCCAUUUCCCCUGUAAAUGCGCGCAGCCCCGGCCAAAAUGAUCACAACAGAACUACAGCUGACGAUGCUACCGAAGAAGUGCAGGACAAUAUAUCAUCAGUUGGAGCCGCCACUAAUUACCCGCCGCCGCCGCGCCGCCGUCGAUAUGCUACAAAUUACUUCUCAAACCCCUUCAAAGAUUUCAAGCUCAAGAAAAGUAGGUUCCCGAGGUUAAGGGUACUCUCUGGAAGGUCAAGGGUUGAAAGCGCGCCGGUAAAUACCGAUAGCGUGCAGAAUUAUCCAAAACUCCGAGCUCUAGGAAAUAUCGUCAACGCCACUUCGCAGGACGGUAAGUAUAUCGUGGAGAAAUGCGUCCCCUACAUAAACCUAGAACAAACUGCAGAAGUCUACGCAAGGGGAUCCCAGAUACUGGCGGCCUGCAAUGCACGGUUCGAAAAAUUGAACACAUCGGAUUCUAGCCAAUCGAGCUUAUCAGGCCCUAUUACUAUCCCAAGGACCAACUGGAGAGAUUCCGAGCCCGCAGUAGCCUCUGACCGACUUUUUAAAAUCUUACAUAAAAAUACUCGUGCUUGCGGGGACAAGACAGGGCACCAGGCUAUGUUGUGUCUCAGUGAUAUUCAGUUAAAUAGCCGUCCAUUGAUAUUUAACACGUUUUUCCUUAGUUGCGAGUACUCUAGCUACUGGCAGGACAGCAGGUUUAACACAAUAUCGAGUUACCGAGACAUGUAUUCUCAGAAAGUAGAACAUGGUGUCGAGAAUCUUUGCAAACUCAUCUAUGAAUACCGCCGGGAACUCCAGUCGAGCUCAACAGCAUUAAAUCUCUUCUUCGAUGAAGAGCAAUUAUUCGUUGCGAGAACAGGCCUUUUAGCUCACCGUGAUGUUUUCCCCGCGAUCUCCCUUAAAGAACUCCUCAGCAAUGGGUAUUUUCGCAAGCCAACAGCUGGAGGAGCGUUCGAUCCAAGAGAUAAGGCUGUUCUAGCCCUUUCGCUUGCUCGCUGCCUUCUUCACCUCCUCCAAGGUCCAUGGAUAAAGCGACCAUGGACAGCAGAUUCAUUUCAAUUCCUCCAUAACAAAGAAACGGCUGAGUUACUGGAUAUUCACCAUCCAUAUAUUCAUUGGCCUCGAGAACAAUUUGCGCCUCACGGUACGGAAGAUGAAACUACAGAACCCAUAACAAUCAAAUGCCGUAGAAUCCUUCUAGAAUUCGCUUGCCUGUUACUUGAGAUACAGAUCGGGGAAACAAUCGCUUUUGAUCACCUCCCACCAACGGAUCUGGAGGGCAGAGAAGAUAUUCUAUAUGAGAAGGUAGAUAACCCAAAUUUUGGCGAAGCACUAGCACAUCACUAUGAUGCCAUCAAAGGGUGUCUCAAAUUCAAAGCGCACCUAGACUUGCAUAGAAAAUACAACAUUGCAACGCCCCUCGAGGAGCAGAUCAGAAAGGUCGUAUACUCUAAUGUCAUAAAACCCCUGGAACAGCAACUUUCGAUUUUUCCAAACCCCAGAACCCUCCAGAUACAACAUAACCUUCAACUUCAGAAUCGCUUGAUAAACCCCAUAAACCCUGUGCAGCCUACGAAAUAUACACAACUUCAAAGAGGGCCACAAGUUCAGCGUAGUCCUCUACCUACUUCCAAGACUUCUCUUGAAGUUCAGCGCGAGAUCCAACAAAACGAAAGCUUAUCAUAUCCUGAAGACUUCAUUCUCACAAACUUGAAAGCGCUCGAAGACCGCAGCGAUCCAAAUCCCGAGAAAACGCCUAGGAAGCUCGAGGCAGACGGAUUUAUCACCGACCAUAACCAGAAUCCUACUAGCGUAAAAAAAUCUCCAAAACCAAAAGCCUACGAGGUUGCGGUGUUGUGUGACGAUGAUUGGCCAUCCAGAGACAGUCCAAGUGAACUGAAGGAGGAUCCGAGAGCUCCAUUGAAGCACAAAUUGGAAAACAUACUCGGACUUAUCGCUCCUAUGAACCCUCCAAAUGUUAUGAUUCGCUUCGUUAAUUACGGGUGGGAUUGCAACGGGACCCAGGAUAACCCGCCUGUGAUAGAUCCUUAUCGGUUUAAGACGAAACCAAUUGAGGGCGGCGCACCGAAAAGUUUAGGAGCAAGCCUAGACGAAAAGAUUGUUCAACCAUUGGUUGUACAACAGAUACAAAACGGAAGGCCCAAGAAUCCUCUUAUUAUAAUUGUUCUUCUGGGGACAACGACCAUUAUAGAUGAUCAGGAUUCCUUCAAAAAGACAAUCUUGAGCUGCAAGCACCCUGGCGACAUAGAUGAAUAUAGCCAAACUGCUGUACUUUUCAUCUUCUCUGGAAUCAGCAGUAUCGUACAUAAACCUACCCAACGGUUCCUGAGUGGGCUAGUGAAAUACAAGGAGCUAAAAGAGUGGGUGUUCUAUUCAACUAAAGCGCUCGACGAGAACUGUGCUGUAAUGCAACGCGCGGUUGCUGUCGGUAUGGCCCAAAAAAACCCAAGAUAUGCAAAACAGUUAUUUGAGCUAUUCAACGGCGUUCUUGAAAACUAA